Messenger RNA from Monosiga brevicollis MX1, 933 nucleotides. RefSeq lists its product as uncharacterized. The transcript has a single exon. The record is from RefSeq and is a predicted model, not a curated record. Bases 1 to 714 code for a protein of 237 amino acids. NCBI's taxonomy places the organism in Eukaryota, Choanoflagellata, Craspedida, Salpingoecidae.
AUGUGUAGCAAGUCUUUAGUCUUGCUUGGCUGGCACAGGGGUAUUCUGCAGCUGAUCACGCAGAAUGACGCCACGUGUCAGGCAGAGCUGGCUGAGAUAGUAGGAACAGUGGACAAUGUAAUGGGCGGCUGCAAAGGGGAAGAUGAACUUGUUCAGCGAGAGCACAAAGUCGGAGAGCAUGAAGCAGAGAGCGCCAAAAGUCACAGUGCGCGCAUCUGCCACGUUGGUGCAAAAAGCAGUGUAGAACAUGAUGACGAUGGCGAGGCUGUAGGAAGGGAUGGUGAAAAUGAGAUCGGCGGGGAGGACGGGCAGCAGAGUGGUGAGCGCCCCCACAAGCACGGUAAAGGCAAUGAGGGCCCCGAAAGAAGAAGGGGUCAUGUCCCGCGCGAAGAGCGCAAUGUAAGCAAGGUGGCUGAGGCGGAAAUACUGCACGCCAGCCACAAAGUGGCUCUCGUACACGAGCGCCCAGUCACCGGCCCCAGAGAACCAGAUGGCCGCGAUGAGCAAGGCCUUGGAGACAAAGCCAAAGGAGAAGACGCCCGAUUGACGAGAGUAGCGAGCGCUCAUGGCCCAGAUGAGCAGGACCAUCAUCGGGAGGCACUUGACGAGACAGGCGAGGGUAAGAUCAUCGCCACCACCCGCCGUGAGGGCUGGGCCCAUGAUCGUGUACGGCACUGCAGACAGCAGCGUCAAACCAUCCCACACCGUGGGUGACCAGUCAGAAAGCUUCAUCCUGGCAGGGGUGGCAGGACAGCACCACCACUUGAUCCACUGCUGCUGCACUUCACACACACACACACACACACACACACACACACACACACACACACACGCACGCACGCACGCACGUACGCACGCACACACAGAGAGACGAGAGGGAUACGCUUCAAAGCUCGGCCACCGUCGACCAAGAGUGCCGUCACCCCCUCAACC